Molecule: messenger RNA, 1690 nt
Organism: Aspergillus ruber CBS 135680
Lineage: Eukaryota; Fungi; Ascomycota; Eurotiomycetes; Eurotiales; Aspergillaceae
Product: SPFH domain-containing protein
Exons: 2
Coding region: 149-1378 (409 amino acids)
Cellular component (GO): membrane
Source: RefSeq, a predicted model, not a curated record
UCAGGCAACAAACACAUCUCGUCCAAUCAGAGCAUGCCGGUGAAUGACAUCGGACAGCUUCGUUUCCCCAACCGCUGAAUCCCCCCAAGCUAUUCCUCUAGGUUUCUCUCACCACUAUCAAACCACCACCUACUCGUCCAUUGUCACGAUGGAGGUGGCACUCAGACAGCCUGCGCGACUGCUCCAACCCCCCUCAAACCGUCUGCUCCGGCAACCGCAGAGCCUCCGCCUUUACACCACCCUCAAUCGCACCCCACGACCACGCCAUGUUUCUACGACCUCACAAAGAACCGCCCCAGAAUCCCUCUUCAGUCUAGGAUCCGGUUCGGCCGGUCACGGCGGGGUCCCGACCACCUACUUCGCCAACCGCAACUCUCUCCCCGCCAACACCGUCAUCCGCUUCGUGCCCCAGCAGACAGCAUGGAUUGUCGAGCGGAUGGGCAAGUUUCAUCGGAUUCUGGAGCCUGGGUUGGCGGUGCUUAUUCCAUUCUUGGAUCGCAUCUCGUAUGUUAAGAGUCUGAAGGAGUCGGCGAUUGAGAUCCCGAGUCAGAAUGCUAUUACCGCGGAUAAUGUGACGUUGGAGUUGGAUGGCGUGUUGUAUACCAGGGUUUUUGAUGCUUUUAAGGCUAAUUACGGCGUCGAGGAUGCGGAAUACGCUAUUACCCAGCUUGCACAGACAACGAUGCGUUCCGAGAUCGGUCAGCUCACGCUUGACCACGUGCUGAAAGAGCGAACAACACUCAAUUCCAAUAUUACUCAGGCCAUUAACGAGGCGGCCAAGGAGUGGGGCGUUGUGUGCUUGCGUUAUGAAAUCCGGGAUAUCCACGCCCCCGAAGGAGUGGUCUCCGCUAUGCACCGCCAGGUCACUGCUGAGCGUUCGAAGCGUGCAGAGAUUCUCGACUCGGAGGGUCAACGCCAGAGCGCCAUAAACAUCGCAGAAGGCCACAAGCAGUCCAUCAUUCUUGAAUCCGAGGCGAAGCGUGCAGAGAAUAUUAACCAUGCUGCUGGUGAGGCUGAGGCGAUUAUGCUGAGGGCGCAGGCUACUGCUCGCGGAAUCGAGGCUGUUGCCAAGUCGAUUGAGCAGGGCAAGGAGAAUGCCCACGGGGCGGUCAGUCUUAGCGUUGCUGAGAAGUAUGUUGACGCAUUCUCGAAGUUGGCUCGUGAGGGUACAGCGGUCGUUGUGCCGGGGAAUGUCGGUGAUCUUGGUGGUAUGAUUGCCAACGCCAUGGCGGUGUAUGGCAAAGUCAACGAGGGUCAGGCAAAGUCGAUUGCUGCAAAGGCCAUUGGCGUGCAGGAGCAGGCGUCGAAUGAAGCCUCUCGCCAGAACCCGGAGCAGGACACUGCCGAUAUUCAACAAGAUGAUUUGUCGAAACAAUGAAAGGUGUGAACCUAGAGUGUAUUUUGGGAAAUGAAUUUUUUUUACCUUUUACUUCUUUCGUGUCGCUUAUAUCCCUACUUUACAACAUUGUGUUUAUUGUUUUACGGUUCUAAAAUAGCGUUUUCAGCCUGUACUCUUACGAUUGAUUCGCUUCAUGCUAUUUUAGAAGGGCGAAGAGCAUCUCAUCUCUGUUUGCUUAGGUUACUAGCAUGAUGUACAUAUGUACAAUCCGAAUGGGGAACUAUAUUUUUCUAGCAUGCCUUGUCUCGUAACUAUAUCAAUAAAGCAUUCUUUGAGAUGGCUAAAUACGCA